Molecule: messenger RNA, 654 nt
Organism: Postia placenta MAD-698-R-SB12
Lineage: Eukaryota; Fungi; Basidiomycota; Agaricomycetes; Polyporales; Adustoporiaceae
Exons: 5
Coding region: 1-654 (217 amino acids)
Biological process (GO): intracellular sphingolipid homeostasis; ceramide metabolic process; negative regulation of ceramide biosynthetic process
Cellular component (GO): endoplasmic reticulum membrane
Source: RefSeq, a predicted model, not a curated record
AUGGGCCGCACGCGCAGCAGCAGCAUCCUCAAGGUCGAGCAAGUCGGUGUCAAUUCGCAAGAAGAGGAUCUCGACUCGGCCAUCUACGAAAACGUCAACGCGGAGUGGGUAAACCGCAAGGGCGCCUGGCUCAUUCACCCCGCCCUGAUCUUUGCCGGCAAAAUGGUCAUUGACACCAUACCUGGCAUGAGGCAAGACAUCAGCUGGUUCCUGGUCAAUCUAUUUUAUCUCGGGUUCUCGUAUCUCAUGUUCCACUGGGUCAUGGGGAUCCCAUUCCAGUCGGAUCAGCAUGCUGGUGUCUAUGACGAACUAACGCUAUGGGAGCAAAUUGACAGUGGGGCACAGUACACGCCAGCAAAAAAGUGGCUGCUAAUGGUCCCCAUAUUGCUCUUCUUGGCGUCAACACAUUAUUCGGAGUAUAACCCGUGGAUGUUUGCCAUCAAUCUUACUGCACUAAUUUUCGUGCUCAUCCCUAAGCUGCCUCAGCUUCACCGUCGUCGAGUUCGUUUCAUGGUUGACGAAGACGAACCAUCGAACACUGGCACUCCUGCUGCCGCAACGCCUCGCUCCGGCUCCUGCACGCCGACCAGUGCCGAGUUUCCCGAGCACAGGCCCUCCCUUGACGCUGUCACUGCGGCGCAUUUCGAGAAAUAG